Molecule: messenger RNA, 2650 nt
Organism: Camelina sativa (false flax)
Lineage: Eukaryota; Viridiplantae; Streptophyta; Magnoliopsida; Brassicales; Brassicaceae
Product: protein SUPPRESSOR OF QUENCHING 1, chloroplastic
Molecular function (GO): protein binding
Source: RefSeq, a predicted model, not a curated record
GUUCAAAACGAUUUCGAGAAAAAAAAAAAAAUCAAAGCAAAAAAAAAAAAUGGCUUUGAAACUAACUUCUCCGCCUUCAGUUUUCUCACAAUCAAGGAGAUUAUCGUCUCCGUGGAUUCCAGUAAGAUCAAAAUCAACACCAAGAGCAUCUUCACUCCCCGGAUUCCGAUUGAGAACCGGAGUUUAUUCAAGCAAACCGGUGCUCCCGUCGUCGUCUACGAAAGUGAGUGUGGCGGCGGAGAGUCCUCCGGCGACAAUAACGGCGGAUGAUUGGGGUAAAGUAUCGGCGGUUUUGUUUGAUAUGGACGGCGUUCUUUGUAACAGUGAGGAGCUUUCUAGACGUGCCGCCGUUGAUGUUUUUGCUGAGAUGGGAGUUGAAGUCACUGAGGAUGAUUUCAUUCCUUUUACGGGAAAAGGUGAAGCCAAGUUUUUAGGAGGUGUUGCUUCUAUCAAAGGUGUACAAGGAUUUGAUACGGAUGCAUUGAAAAAGAGGUUCUUUGAGAUAUAUCUCGAUAAGUAUGCGACGCCAGAAUCAGGGAUUGGGUUUCCUGGAGCACUCGAGCUUGUUACUGAGUGUAAGAAUAGAGGCCUUAAAGUUGCUGUUGCAUCUAGCGCUGACCGUAUCAAAGUUGAUGCGAACCUGAAAGCUGCUGGUUUGUCUUUGACCAUGUUUGAUGCCAUUGUUUCAGCAGACGCCUUUGAGAAUUUGAAACCAUCUCCAGAUAUUUUCUUGGCUGCUGCAAAGAUCUUGGGUGCGCCAACAAGUGAGUGUGUUGUUAUUGAAGAUGCGCUUGCUGGAGUCCAAGCUGCCCAAGCUGCCAACAUGAGAUGUAUAGCUGUAAAAACUUCUUUAUCUGAAGCAAGUCUUAAAGACGCUGGUCCGUCAAUGAUCCGCGACAAUAUUGGAAACAUUUCAAUCAAUGACAUUCUCACUGGUGGCUCAGAUUCUACCAGAAAUUCCACAGCAUUACUUGAAGAGAACAGGACCAGUGAAAAAACCAGCGAUAAUGGGUUUCAGGGCUCUCGACGAGAUAUACUGAGGUACGCAAGUCUUGGCAUUUCUCUUUCUUGUGUCUACUUUGCUGCCACCAACUGGAAGGCAAUGCAAUAUGCUUCUCCGAAAGCUUUGUGGAAUGCAUUGGUUGGAGCAAAAACCCCUUCUUUUACACAGAACCAAGGUGAAGGAAGAGUGCAACAGUUUGUUGAUUAUAUUGCUGAUCUAGAGAGCAAGCAAACGGCUACAACUGUGCCAGAAUUCCCGUCUAAACUCGACUGGCUAAACACUGCCCCUCUCCAGUUACGCCGGGAUUUAAAAGGGAAAGUGGUUGUACUUGAUUUUUGGACGUACUGCUGCAUAAACUGUAUGCACGUAUUACCGGAUCUAGAUUUUCUUGAGAAGAAGUACAAGGACAUGCCUUUCACCGUUGUGGGUGUACACUCCGCUAAGUUCGACAAUGAGAAGGAUUUAGAAGCCAUACGAAAUGCAGUUCUACGUUAUGAUAUCAGCCACCCGGUUGUAAACGAUGGUGACAUGUACAUGUGGAGAGAGCUCGGCAUCAACUCGUGGCCUACAUUUGCUGUGGUUUCUCCAAAUGGCAAAGUCAUUGCACAGAUUGCCGGAGAAGGUCGCCGCAAAGAUCUUGAUGAUUUGGUGGCAGCAGCUCUGACGUAUUAUGGUGGAAAGAAUGUAUUAGACAGUACUCCACUUCCAACACGUUUGGAGAAAGACAACGAUCCACGUUUGGCCACGUCUCCAUUGAAAUAUCCCGGGAAGUUGGCUAUUGAUACUCUUAAUAACAGACUAUUCAUCUCAGAUAGUAACCAUAACCGUAUUAUUGUAACUGAUCUUGAAGGAAAUUUCAUCAUCCAAAUCGGUAGCACUGGAGAAGAAGGUUUCCAAGAUGGUUCCUUCGAAGAUGCUGCAUUUAAUCGUCCUCAGGGACUCGCUUAUAAUGCUAAGAAGAAUCUUCUUUAUGUUGCUGACACCGAGAAUCAUGCUUUGAGGGAGAUUGAUUUUGUCAACGAGAGAGUACGGACUCUGGCUGGUAAUGGAACUAAAGGCUCAGACUACCAAGGUGGAAAAAAAGGAACUAAACAGCUUUUGAAUUCUCCUUGGGACAUAUGCUUUGAGCCGGUGAAUGAGAAGGUAUACGUUGCAAUGGCAGGUCAGCACCAGAUUUGGGAGUACAAUGUGCUUGAUGGUAUUACUCGAGUUUUCAGUGGAAACGGAUAUGAAAGAAACCUUAAUGGUUCUACACCUCAGACUACAUCAUUUGCCCAGCCCUCUGGAAUCUCAUUAGGCCCUGAUUUGAAGGAAGCAUAUAUUGCUGAUAGUGAGAGCAGUUCUAUCCGUGCCCUUAAUCUUCAAACUGGAGGAUCUAGAUUGCUCGCUGGUGGUGAUCCGUAUUUCUCUGAGAAUCUUUUCAAGUUUGGAGACAAUGACGGUGUGGGAGCAGAGGUUCUCCUACAACAUCCGUUAGGUGUAUUAUGCGCAAAGGAUGGUCAAAUUUAUCUAACAGAUAGCUAUAAUCACAAGAUUAAGAAGCUGGACCCUGUAACCAAACGUGUUGUUACUGUCGCUGGAACGGGAAAAGCUGGUUUCAAGGAUGGGAAGGGCAAGGGUGCUCAGGGGUGACCUAGGUUACUAAAA